Pseudomyrmex gracilis is the source of this 6833-nucleotide messenger RNA. Its product is annotated as dnaJ homolog subfamily C member 2. Gene Ontology annotation, biological process: 'de novo' cotranslational protein folding; regulation of translational fidelity. Gene Ontology annotation, cellular component: cytosol. The record is from RefSeq and is a predicted model, not a curated record. The transcript has 5 exons. Lineage: Eukaryota; Metazoa; Arthropoda; Insecta; Hymenoptera; Formicidae. Gene Ontology annotation, molecular function: ribosome binding; Hsp70 protein binding. Bases 203 to 2083 code for a protein of 626 amino acids.
CCGCCUAGGAGUCCGGAUCGAAAAUUCUAGAGCCUGGACUGGCGCAUGCGUGAUAGGGACAGCAGGAUGGCACCUUUCUAACCACUUCACACACACUUUUAACAACACGAUUCGGGAAUGCGCGAUUUUGAAGAACAUUAAAAGGCCUGUUGCGUGUCUUGUGUGAAAUUUUAGGUUAAUCCGUCGUCAAAAUCGCCCGACAAUGACGGACGGCACCGGGAAUGAGGAUUCUGCCGCUUUUAAUUCUAGAUCAGAAAAAUAUAUUGCAGAUCCAGUUAAAGCUACUAGCAGUACUGCGGGUCCAUUAGUUUUAUAUUCAACCGCACAAGCAUGGCGGAUGCAAAUUUUCCGUAAUUUUACAUAUAACGGUAUCUCAGAAUCAUCAGAUGAAGAGGAAGAUUUAUCUCAGUAUCAAUUCGAAGAUGAUCUUGAAUAUCUCAGAUCGCUCAAUCCUAGAGAUUGGAAAGAUCAGGAUCAUUAUGCUGUUUUAGGCUUGAAAACUCUUAGGCACAGAGCAACAGAAGAUCUCAUCAAAAGAGCAUAUAAACAAAAAAUUCUGAAGCAUCAUCCUGAUAAACGUAAGGCAAUGGGUGAAGAAAUUCGACCGGAUGAUGACUAUUUUACAUGCAUAACUCGUGCUUGGGAAACUCUUGGAAAUCAGGCUAAGAGACGAAGCUACGACAGUGUGGAUCCCUAUUUCAACGACAGUCUGCCCGAUGAGAAGGAUUGUCGGAGUAAUUUUUACGAGGUAUUAGGUAAAACGUUUAAGGAAAACUCACGAUGGUCCGUGAAGAAACCUGUACCGCAAUUGGGCGGGCCGUAUAUGCCGAGAGAAAAGGUGGAGAAAUUUUAUUCGUUCUGGUAUGAUUUCGAUUCCUGGCGUGAAUAUUCGUACCUUGAUGAGGAGGACAAAGAGAGUGGUCAAGACCGGGAGAUGCGCAGAUGGAUCGAGAAGAAGAAUAAAGCCACGAGAGCGAAGCGGAAAAAGGAGGAGAUGGCGCGAAUACGCUCUUUAGUGGAUAUGGCUUACAAUAUAGACCCUAGAAUUAAAAAAUUCCAACAAGAAGGCAAGGAUAAAAAGAACGCGAUGAAGAGAGCGAAACAGGAGGCAGCGAAAGCUAGGCAGCAAGAAGAAGAAAGAAUAGCUCGGAACGCGGCAGAGAAAGAAAGAUUAGAGAAAGAGAAGAGAGAGUCCGAGGAGAGAGCGAAACAGGAUGCGUUGAAACAAGAACGAGAGGCGCAAAAGAAAGCGUUGCGUAAGGAAAGGAAGGCGCUCAGAGAUUUUUGCAAAGCAAACAAUUACUUUGCCGAGAACUCGACCGAAAGUCUCCGUCAUAUGGAAAGUGUGGAAAAAAUUUGCGAACUGUUUAAAUUGGUUCAACUUGAGGAAGCGAUGAAGAGAUUGCAGACUGAUGGCAGAAACGCGUUUUUGAGUAUCGUCGAAGAAACGGAACGUAAGAUCGAAGAGGAGCGCCGUGUGAACGUUGCUAACAACGAUGCAAGAAACACUCUCGAUAAACAAACCAAAACCUGCACUGCUCCUUGGAGCGAGAACGAUUUACAGCUAUUAAUAAAGGCUGUCAAUCUUUUUCCCGCUGGUACAAAUCAACGUUGGGAAGUAGUAGCAAAUUUUAUCAAUCAGCACAACAAUUCAACCAACGGAGUCAUUCGCGAUGCCAAGGAAGUUCUCGCCAAAGCCAAGAGUCUGCAAUCGACUGACUUUAGCAAAUCGAGUUUAAAAGAACAAGCGAAUAAGAAGGCCUUCGAUAACUUUAUUGCCGAGAAGAAAACGAAGGACGCGGUCGAGGAAAGAAUGCCGGCUGUUACGGAACGCUUGGAUCAUCCGAUAGCUAACGGUGUCGCUGUCGAACCAAAAGAAAUAAAAAAGGAAUCAACGCCGUGGACGCCAGGAGAACAGAAACUCCUAGAACAAGCGUUGAAAACCUAUCCCACCACAGUUUCGGACAGAUGGGACCAAAUUGCAGCGUGUAUACCGACGAGAACAAAAAAGGAAUGCAUGAGGAGAUAUAAGGAAUUGGUAGAACUCGUGAAAGCAAAGAAAGCUGCGCAAGUGUCAAAAUAAUAUUAACUGCAGGCUAAGCUCGAAAUUGUUUUCUUUAACUUAUUGAACUCUAGUUAACGAGCAAGCGUUGUCCUAUCAGAUAGAAAAUUUAUUAAAUUUUAAGACUGCGGACGACGAGAACCUCAGCUUACUCAAUGAGUGGCAGUUUGCGCGCCUAUCUGUGCCUUGCUACAGCCGACAAUGUGUGGAGAGCUAGCCGCACGGCAUAAUGGGAAAAAAACAAAUUUCGGCGUGUUUUGUUCAAUCGGUUUUGCCGGCACCAUUUAAUUCCUACGCGCUGUACACUCUGAACAUAUAUGUUCGAGACCGUGCCGAUUGUUACUUCCGACGGAGCUUACGACUUGGGAGGAUGUCUUGUGUACAGCUUUCUUUUUGCUAUAUGGAUUUUCGUAACCAACCUAUACAGUUCACGUUGUAAGUACGGUGUACAAUAAAGAUAGAAGAACACAACGGUUCUGGAACGAUGGACUUUAUAAAUAAACGAGAACAUUUUGGAUAUCUUGUCAUCACAAAGGAACAUUUCCUCUGGAAUCCUAUGGUCCCGUGAGUAUCUUUCCUUUAUUUAUCCUAAUGAUAUAUCGAAUCCCGUCCAUUUCUUUUACUGUUGAUCCCAUUUUUUCAAAAAACAAUUACACCGCAUUUCUAUAUUAUUGAAGCUGCGAUUUUUAACCCGCAUAUAUUUUCUUAUUUUUCUAAAGAUAGUAUUUUUGUUCUGUACAACAUCUCUAUAUUCUAACCAUCUCCGUAUUCUUACGGUCUUAAUGAAAAUAUGUUAAAAAUAAAGAAGUUUCACUAUGUGCGUAAAAUUGUGAGAAAAGUUUUAUGGCUAUUGAAAAGAAAAAAUAUUAUUUACGAGGACAUACAAUGUGGCAGGAUUUUUUGUGAAGGAAUGUUGUUUCAGUCACCGUUCAAUUUUUAUUUUUCCUAUUUUUCUCACUCCAUACUUGAACAUUCCAAAAGUUUAGAGAAUCCCAUAUUUGAAACACACGGCGUUACGCACUGUUAUAAAUUUACGAGCGGCGAAAUAUAUAAAUCAGACGGCAAUGUGUCUUAUUUCCUUCGACGAGUCCGCAGUGUGUGUACGCCACUAAAAUCUAACAGAGUAGACGAAUAUAAUUAUUGUGCACUUUUGUUCCGUCAUAUCGCUGAAUGAAAGUCUGUCGGAAAGUUUCGUGUAAUCUUCACAACGUUCUUUAUCAUAUAUUUUUCACACUAUGUCCGACGUUACUAUUAUAUAUAUCAAUAGUGUUUAUUACAAUUAAUAUUAAUUUCCGGUUAUUAUUAUUCGCGGCUAUUAAUAUCAAUCUUAUUUUCAAACAAAUCGAAUACUAUCCGUAACAAAUAGAUCGAGAGAAACGAUCUUAAUACAAGUAGAAAUACGCGAUUGGUCCUGCUGAAUUCUGCAUUCUCAGCUCUCUGUACACAUUUUACGAAAACAUAUACACAUAUAUAUAUUUAUUAUAUUUAUACACAGGAUGUUCUAAAUCUUCAAAGCGAAAGGAGAGUAAUUUUUUUUGUUUUUUUUUUGUUUUUUUUUUUUAAUAGCAGAUUUCGACGAUAAUAUCGAGUCGACUUUCUUAAGUUUUACUUCGGCAAGACUGAGAUUUCUUUCCCCCAGUUAUAAAAGUGUGUACUUUUUCUUGACUUUAAUUUAUACACAGAAUUGUAUAUAUCCUCCCUGAUCGUAUAUUUCAGUCUCACGAGAUAGAAGUUCGAUCUUUCUCUCUCGCGAAAUACACAUUCACGAUAAACUUCACAAUAAUAUACAAAACAUGCGUCUCUUGCGUUUCAAUCGCGAUCGGGAUUUUUUUUUUUUUACGUACGGUAUGUAAAUGGAGCUUUUUAACGCACAAUCUACAUUUCGAUGUAAAUCUGUUGUUUCGCUUCGAGAGGGUGUAUAAAAAGAGCCGAAUAAUAAAGAUAUAUUAUUAGAAAACUUCGAAAAAUUGAAAACUCGAGUAGUAUAUUAUUACGCAUAAGCAAAGCUGCUGUCUACUUCGUAUAAGCAAAAUAGUUCUUCUAAAGUUUAAUCGCCGACGAUCCGUUUUUACUUUCGUCAAUUUAAUUUUGUGUCAAAAAAAAAAAUCAUUUUUUUUUAGAAACCCACGAUUACCGAUCUUUUCUUUUUUUUCUGGAAAAAGAUUUUCGUCGGUCGGACGAAAGAGAUUGACAUCUCUUUUUAUGUUCAUGUUUGAGUGCAAAAUCAUAUGAACGAAAAAAGAUCGAUUGCACGAGGUUGUUGUAAUUUCUAUGACAAUUUUUAUUCAGACAUUAUAAGAUAUAAACAGAUUUUGAAUUUUCAAAUAUCAUAAGUGGUUCUGGACCGUGGUGCUCCAUUUACUGUUUUUUUUUUUUUUUUUUUUUAGUUUUUAGUUUUGUGUUUCUCUCGUGAGGAGCACACAAAGGCGAUCUAUAUAAUUUCUUUUUUUUUUAUAGAGCGUAAAAAAUUCUGCUGCUAGUUUGUAUGGUCAUGUGUAUACACGGACCCGUAGUUUCUGUGAAAUUACAAUUUACUAUACUUCAUAGUAAUUAUCCAAUUUAUUAUCCAAAUCGGCAUCUCAUUCGUACCUUCUAAUUUGGCAUAACGCGUACGUAUAUAAUAUAUAUAUAUUUAUAUAUCUCUCACGUAAUAUGUGUGUGCGUGACAAUUUCAAUAAGCUGUCACUUUUACAUAUAUAUAAAGAGAUUGAACGGAAGAGAGAGGAGGAAAAGGAGAGGAGUCUUUUGAAAAUACACAAAUUAUAAUAUAUAUGAAUAAAAACCACUAGUAGUGAGAGAUGAGAUAAUCCUCGAUUAUUCGUAGAACGCAAUCGUCACAAAUCGAUCGCCAGUGCAAGCACGAUGUUUUUUUUUGCUUGUAAUAAUAACUUUGCGCAAACGCUCCUAAUUUAAAGCAGUACAUGGACAAAAACAACGUAGAAAGGAACAAACGCAAGAUGAGAAAAAUAGAUUGAUAAUACUCGUGAUACUCGUGGGAGAAAACUUGCAAAUAGAAGAUGCGUGAGAAAGAGAAGUUCGCAUAUUGGUCAUAGAUAAGCCAAGAGGCUUCGAGGAACGUGGUUCUGAAAGUAUUUCACAUUGGUAAAACCGCGUAGGUAUCGUAAACCGAUUUGUCUAUCGCCUGUUGUUCGCUAACGAGUACCAAAACUCGAUUCGCGCAAGAUCUCUUUUUUUUUUUUUUUUUAAUUACUAGAUCCUAAUUGGUUCUCUAUAAACGCUCUCUGUCUCUUUCACGGUUUUGACAUUUGUAUAUGUACAAAUACGGGACAAAAUCACACGACAAAUCUCCAGAACCACGCCGAUUGACGAAUACUUAUAAAAUUUACGACAGCUUAAAAAUUUGUGUGUCAACGACUAUAAAUUAACAUUUACGUAGUUACAGUAAUUCUUAUACACGUUUCUCCGGUUUCCAAAAAAUCUCACCUUUUCGCGUACCCAAAAAUCACUCGAAUGACAUGCGAUUUUUUUCUACAUAUUUUAUUAUUAAAAUUUGAAAACUCUGAAAUUGUUGCGGCUGCUGUAGCUUUUCUAUUGCAGCUACGCGUUCCUUAUGCGAGUAAACUCUUCGUGCGUAAAAAGAAGUUCGACCCGGUUCGAUUUCCGAACGAUUUAUUCCAGAAUGUGUUUAAUUAUCGCGCGGAUAUUGUUUUUGUUUAAUUUUAUCUUACGUUCGAGGCAAAACGCCUGAUUCAUUUGCCACUCUGUUUUUCGAGAUGAUAAACAAAAAUUGAAAAAUUGAUUGCUCACAAAUAAUUUACUUUUAUUUUCAAAGCUCCUUGAUUGUUAAUUAUUUUUUAAUAAUUUCUUACGGCAUAAGUUUCUAUAUAUUAUUUGAUAAGAUCACUGAAAAAUCUGUUAGUAAAUCUCUCGGAAAACGAUGCGCGUCUCUCACCAUAUCAGACUGUCAAAAGUAUCUAUUAAGUAAUUUUUUUUUUUUUUUAUAAGGCUCUCCGUUGAGUAUGCAUGUAUUGAGUGUAUAUAAUCGUGAAUUGAGAGAAAGAGAGAAAGAGGAAUUUUUGAAUAUUCUUUCACGAAAUAUAUAAAUUUUCGCGUUUUCUAUUGUUAUUUCACGUCCGAUUAAUUCUUUCAUAAGUGACAAAAAAUCACAUAUCGAGUUGCUGCUUUGCUACACCACAUGCGGAGGACGCGCGCAUUCUUAUCCUGUCCUUCCCCUUCUGUGUCCAUACGUUUGUAUAUAAUUUCGUUUAUAUACAAUAUACAUAUACUUACUGACAAAAGUUAAGAAACAAAGUAGUAUUUUUAACAUUAAAUCGCUAAAAAUCAGUAGGACGUCGCACAUUAUUUCUGGAGUCCACAUGAUUGUUGACCACUCACACACAGUAAUGUACAUAUUCGUACACCGAAGUAAAUAACUAUUAAAUAACUACUUUGGUUUUUAACUUUUGUCAUUAAGUCUAUAUAUGCAUAUGUAUAUAUUUAUAUUACACGUAUAUGUCUCGCGAAUAUCUCUCGCAGUGCUAUAGUUUUUAUCGGCCAUUCAUCCUCACGCAUAUCAGCGGAAAUAUGUACGCGCAAACGGUGUUAUAUGUACAAUUACAAAUUACGAAUAAUAAUAUUUAUAUCGUCACAACACAUAUCGUCAGUAGUGUACAACACACACUCGACUCGCAGCUCUCUCUCCUCGCGCAAUAAUAAUUUGCAAUAAUAGUUUGUUUUUUUAUUUUUUAUUUUUUUAUUUUGUCUAAGUUGAUAAAAGUCUGGUCCGAAAGAAGUUAUAGAUACUUAGGCA